UUAAUAACGACCAGCAGUAAAUAGGGCAGAGUCGACUUCAGGCCGACAGCGUGUCAGUAUAUUUGGAAUGCUCCUGGUCGGACUGAACUCACUGCUGCUUAAAACUACUCACAACAUUUAGACCAGCCGCACUUGCCGGAAGUUCUACUUACCAGAGACCAGUACAUCACAUCAUCAUCCCAGGAACAUGAAGAGAACCCGACACGACAGCAGCAGCGAGGACUCAGACCAUGGAAGGAAGAAACAGAAGUAUAAGGAGAGAGAGCAGGCCUACUGCCUGAGGAGCAGUGAGAGGCGUGGCCUGGGGACUCUUAGAGAGAUGUCUGCAGGUAAUUCCACGUCCUGGUCGCAGCAGUCUAAAUUGCUCCACAGAAAAAGUCAGGGGACCAAACCCUCAGAGGUGUUCAGGACAGACUUGAUCACAGCCAUGAAGCUGCAUGACUCGUGCCAGCUGGCCCCAGAGGAGUUCUAUGUGCUGGCGGACCCCUGGAGGCAGCAGUGGGAGAAGGGGGUGCAGGUGCCGGUCUCCCCCCAGUCCAUCCCCCAGCCCGUCGCACGGCUGGCAGCGGACCAGGGGACGGAGGCCAGGUUCACCCGGCCCAAGAGCCGUCUCCGCUCGCCAGGCUGCCCGGCGCUGGGCUACGUGGACGUCCUGGCGCUGGCGGAGGGGACGUGUCGCUACGACCUGAACGAGCAGGACGUGGCCUGGCUGCACAUCGUCAACCAGGAGUUCUGUCGGAUGGGGAUGCCAGUGCUGGACGAGAUCACCAUGGAGAGGGUCAUGGAGGAGUUUGAGCGCCGUUGCUAUGACAACAUGAGCCUCACCAUGAAGACGGAGGAGGGCCUGGGCAUCGAGUACGACGAGGACGUGGUGUGCGACGUGUGCCAGUCUCCUGACGGGGAGGACAACAACGAGAUGGUCUUCUGUGACAAGUGCAACAUCUGCGUGCACCAGGCGUGCUAUGGCAUCCAGAAGGUUCCGGCUGGGAGCUGGCUGUGUCGGAGCUGUGCCCUCGGCCUCCAACCCCGGUGCCAGCUGUGCCCCCGGGAGGGCGGCGCCAUGAAACCCACCCGGAGUGGAACCAAGUGGGUUCAUGUCAGCUGUGCUUUGUGGAUCCCAGAGGUGAGCAUUGGGAACCCAGAGAAGAUGGAGCCCAUAACCAAUAUAUCCCAGAUCCCCAGUAGCCGCUGGGCGCUGCUGUGCUGCCUGUGUAAGAAGAGCACCGGCGCGUGCAUACAGUGCUCAGCCAAGAACUGCCGGACCGCAUUCCACGUGACGUGUGGCCUUCACAACCGCCUGGAGAUGAACACCAUCUUGACCGAGGAGGACGAGGUGAAGUUCAAGUCCUACUGCCCCGAGCACUCUGGCCUGGAGGGCAAGUCCAGGGAGGACAACCGGGCGGAGGAGAGUGAGGGGGCCAGAGAGAAGCGGAGGAGGAGGAGGGGGAGAAUGAAAGAGGAGCAGGAGGAGCAGCGGGCUCCCCCCGGCCCCCCCCCCGGAGGCCUCAACAUCCAGCAGCAACAGGAGGAGGAGCAGCGGGUCAGCCUGCGCCGGUUGAAGCUGCAGCAGCUGGAGGAGGACUUCUACCAGUGCGUGGACGUGGGGGAGGUGGCCCAGUGCCUGGCCGUGGCCCAGCAGGCCGUGGACUUUGUGUUCCAGUACUGGAAGCUGAAGCGGCGGGCCGGCUUCAACCAGCCGCUGCUCCGGCCCCGGCAGGAGGAGGAGGAGAGCCUGGCGCGCUGCCAGCACGCCGUCCUGCUCAGGAGGCUGCAGCUCUUCACGCACCUGCGCCAGGACCUGGAGAGGGUGCGUAACCUGACCUACAUGGUGACGCGGAGGGAGAAGAUGAAGCGAGCGCUGCUGCGUGUUCAGGAGCAGGUCCUCCAGCAGCAGCUCCGACAGCUGGACCAGCAGCAGCUGACUGGUGAUGCGUCCACCAAGGCCUCAGAGGAGAGGAUGCCUCUUGAGUCAGGUGUUAGGUCUGCUCGCGGCACCGCGGCCACGCGCGGCUCAAGAAGGAAGGAGCGGGGGAAGGCGGGACACAGGAGGAGUCCAGUCCAGGUGCCAACCAAUCAGAGAGGGAGGGAGGAUCAGCACACGCCGGUCAAGGAAGAGGAAAGCCACACCAGACUGGAGCGUCCUGAUGAGGUCCGCUCUCCCCGAGUGCAGCCUUCUGGGGCCCGAGGCAGCGUCUGGGUGGGAGGCCUGUACCCAGACUUGCAGCAGCGGAGGGUCAGCGUGGUGCUGACCAGACUGAGGCCAGAUGCCGAGCAGCACAUGGAGCAGAGGAGGAGGAGCGGACGCAGGGAAAGGUCCCUCCUCCAGACCAGAACCAGACUGGGGACCUGUGAUAGAAACUCCUCUGCAGAGGACAGUCCUGGUGACUGCAGACCAUCCACUCAGCCGAUGUCAGCACCCAGCAAGCCCCCAGGGGGCCAGAGGAAGGAGCCCUGCGCUCGCGCCAACGGUCUGCUCUCUGCAGCCGUGGGCAGCCAUCUGAAAAACUGGGGGAAGUUUCGAAUCCCCAGGAGGAGUGAGAGAGCGUCGGAGGUGUUGGAGACGCCCCCCCAGCCCAGCAAAGUCCCCUCCAGGCCUGCUUGCAGCCCCAGGGAGCCCUCCUACCCCAGGACGAGGCUACGGACCGGGACUGAGGGCAGCCUCCCUGGGGCGGAGCCGUGCGUGAGGAGGUGUCACUCUCACCAGCUGCGGGGAGACUCCGCCCUUGCCCGGCGCUACUGCGCUGACAUCAUCCGCCAGGGCGUUCUGGCCUCUUGAUAAAACAUUUAAAAAAAGGGUAGAACACUUGAAAGUGAGGCUGGGUAAGGGGUAGUGGAUAAAGCUUAACUAGCUGGUAGUGUCUUAUUUUGUGUUAGUGAAGAUCAAUAUAUGUAUAUUUUUUGUAACAUUUGUCAUUGUGAUUCUUUAUAUUUUCUUCAUAAAAGUCUAGUUGAGAAGGCUUGAUUAUGCCACUCACAAGCUAUUACAGAGUUAAGACUAUCGCUUGGGUACAUAAACUGAGUAUAUUUUUUUCAAAGCUAAAUUAUACAAUUGCAGUCGUCAAUUGUUUGCAGUAUGUGUGUCCUGGAAUCAAGUGUUAAUGAGAAUUAUUUCAGCGGUAUUCUGGGAUGGAUGAAUACACAAUCUAAUUGUGUCCUAUAGUUUGUAUACAGGAAGUCCUAGUCACAUCAACACCCUUCACCUCUACAGCCCAGAACCUCAACUGAAGGAGGUUGAAAUAAUGUGCCUAGCUUUUAUUUGAAGCCCUUUGCACUAAGAGUAUGGCACCGAAUUGUCAGAUACUUUUUUUUUUUUUUACACUGAAUCAGUUUUCUUGCUGCUGUACAGUUAUGCAAAGUAAUUUAGUUUUGUCACAAAUAAAAAUGGAAACCUUUCAAGCA
Molecule: messenger RNA, 3399 nt
Organism: Osmerus eperlanus (European smelt)
Lineage: Eukaryota; Metazoa; Chordata; Actinopteri; Osmeriformes; Osmeridae
Gene: jade1
Product: jade family PHD finger 1
Exons: 12
Coding region: 188-2776 (862 amino acids)
Biological process (GO): regulation of transcription by RNA polymerase II
Cellular component (GO): histone acetyltransferase complex
Source: RefSeq, a predicted model, not a curated record